This is a messenger RNA of Balearica regulorum gibbericeps (East African grey crowned-crane), 3526 nucleotides long. The record is from RefSeq and is a predicted model, not a curated record. NCBI's taxonomy places the organism in Eukaryota, Metazoa, Chordata, Aves, Gruiformes, Gruidae.
AUGAAAUGCCAGAUUUCUCAUUUAACUUAUGUUUUGAACUCUCCAAGGGAGCGGGAGAGGGAGAGGCAUAGGCAUCGUGACAGCAGAAGAUCACCAUCACCAGACAGAUCCUACAAAAAAGAUUACAAGAGAGCAGCAGGAAGCCGGUCUCCAAGCAGAGAGAGAAAGAGACCCCGAUGGGAGGAGGACAGAGAAAGGUGGUCUGAGAACCAGUGCUCCAGCAAAGAGAAAAAUUAUACUGCUAUCAAAGAGAAAGAAUCAGAGGAGAAUGCAUCUGAAAAAAACGAAGAGGAAGAUGAGGAAUUACUUAAGCCAGUCUGGGUUCGCUGUACCCAUUCUGAAAGCUAUUAUUCCAAUGACCCUAUGGAUCAAGUGGGGGACUCUACUGUGGUAGGAACAAGCAAGCUCCGAGAUCUGUAUGAAAAGUUUGAUGAUGAGUUAGGAAAGCGACAGGCAAAGGCCAAAGCAGCCAGGCCACCAUGGGAGCCACCAAAGACCAAGCUGGAUGAAGAUUUAGAGAGCUCCACUGACUCAGACUGUGACUCUGAAGAUGACAGCAGCUGCUCUAGCAGUUCAGAUUCUGAAGUUUUUGACGUCAUUGCAGAAAUUAAGCGUAAAAAAGCACACCCUGAUCGUCUCCAUGAAGAACUGUGGUACAAUGAUCCAGGACAGAUGAAUGAUGGACCUUUGUGCAAGUGCAGUGCUAAAGCCAGACGAACAGGAAUAAGACAUGGCAUUUAUCCUGGUGAAGAGCCCAUUAAACCAUGUCGCCCCAUGACCAACAAUGCUGGAAGACUAUACCACUAUAGAAUUACUGUGUCGCCUCCCACAAACUUCUUAACAGACAGACCUACUGUUAUUGAGUAUGAUGAUCAUGAAUAUAUCUUUGAAGGGUUCUCAAUGUUUGCACAUGCCCCACUAACAAAUAUUCCUCUAUGUAAAGUAAUCAGAUUUAACAUUGACUAUACAAUUCAUUUCAUUGAGGAGAUGAUGCCUGAGAAUUUUUGUGUGAGAGGUCUUGAACUGUUCUCUUCAUAUCUAUUCAAAGAUAUUUUGGAGCUCUAUGACUGGAAUCUUAAAGGUCCUUCACUUGAAAAUGAUUCUAUUUCCUGCCCCAGAUUUCACUUCAUGCCGCGAUUUGUGAGAUUUCUUCCAGAUGGAGGAAAAGAAGUACUCUCAAUGCAUCAGAUUCUUCUCUACUUGUUACGAUGCAGUAAAGCUCUGGUGCCUGAAGAGGAGAUUGCCAACAUGCUUCAGUGGGAAGAACUGGAAUGGCAGAAAUAUGCAGAAGAAUGCAAAGGGAUGAUCGUUACCAGCCCUGGCAUGAAACCCAGCUCAGUUCGUAUUGAUCAACUGGACCGUGAACAGUUCAGUUCUGAUGUAAUUACUUUCCCCAUUAUUGUCCACUUUGGGAUACGACCUGCUCAACUCAGUUAUGCCGGAGAUCCUCAAUACCAAAAGCUGUGGAAGAGUUACGUGAAGCUGCGUCACCUGCUGGCUAACAGUCCCAAAGUCAAACAGGCUGAUAAACAGAAAUUAUCACAAAGAGAGGAAGCACUGCAGAAAAUUCGUCAGAAGAACACAAUGAGACGUGAAGUGACCGUUGAGUUGAGUAGCCAGGGAUUCUGGAAAACAGGGAUACGCUCUGAUGUCUGCCAGCACGCAAUGAUGCUUCCCGUCCUCACCCACCAUGUCCGCUACCAUCAGUGUCUGAUGCAUUUGGACAAAUUGAUAGGCUACACUUUUCAAGAUAGAUGCUUGCUGCAGCUUGCCAUGACUCAUCCAAGCCAUCACUUAAACUUUGGAAUGAAUCCGGAUCAUGCUAGAAAUUCCUUAUCCAACUGUGGGAUUAGACAGCCAAAGUAUGGAGAUAGGAAAGUUCACCAUAUGCACAUGAGGAAAAAAGGGAUAAACACCCUGAUAAAUAUUAUGUCCCGUUUAGGACAGGAUGAUCCAGCUCCUUCCAGGAUUAACCACAACGAGCGUUUAGAAUUUCUGGGAGAUGCUGUGGUGGAGUUCUUAACGAGUGUCCACUUGUACUACCUGUUUCCCUCUCUGGAGGAAGGAGGAUUAGCUACGUACCGCACUGCCAUCGUACAGAACCAACACCUGGCCAUGUUGGCUAAGAAGCUGGAACUAGAUCGAUUUAUGCUUUAUGCUCAUGGUCCAGACCUUUGCAGGGAAUCGGAUCUCCGCCAUGCCAUGGCCAACUGCUUUGAAGCCCUAAUAGGAGCUGUUUAUCUAGAGGGAAGUUUAGAAGAAGCAAAACAAUUAUUUGGACGUUUACUCUUCAAUGAACAGGACCUGCGGGAUGUAUGGCUUAAUUAUCCACUACACCCACUCCAACUGCAAGAGUCCAAUACUGACAGGCAACUCAUUGAGACCUCUCCAGUUCUUCAAAAGCUUACAGAGUUUGAGGAUGCAAUUGGAGUCAUCUUUACUCAUGUUCGGCUUCUAGCACGUGCAUUCACUCUGAGGACAGUAGGCUUUAACCAUCUGACUCUAGGCCACAACCAGAGGAUGGAAUUCCUGGGUGACUCCAUAAUGCAGUUGGUAGCCACAGAAUAUUUAUUCAUACAUUUCCCCGAUCAUCAUGAAGGGCACUUAACGCUGUUAAGAAGUUCUUUGGUGAACAACAGGACACAAGCCAAGGUGGCAGAAGAGUUGGGUAUGCAAGAAUUUGCCAUCACUAAUGACAAGACAAAAAGACCUGUAACUCUUCGAACUAAGACUUUGGCUGAUCUCUUGGAAUCCUUUAUUGCUGCCUUGUACAUUGAUAAAGAUUUGGAAUACGUUCACACUUUUAUGAACGUGUGCUUCUUUCCACGGCUAAAGGAGUUUAUUUUAAAUCAAGAUUGGAAUGAUCCUAAAUCUCAGCUUCAGCAGUGCUGCUUGACUCUCAGGACAGAAGGAAAAGAGCCAGACAUUCCUCUUUACAAGACUUUGCAGACAGUGGGACCAUCUCAUGCCAGGACAUACACAGUAGCUGUUUACUUCAAAGGGGAAAGAAUAGGAUGUGGUAAAGGUCCAAGUAUUCAGCAAGCGGAAAUGGGAGCUGCAAUGGACGCACUUGAAAAAUAUAACUUUCCCCAGAUGGCCCAUCAGAAACGGUUCAUUGAACGGAAGUACAGACAAGAGUUAAAAGAACUAAGGUGGGAAAAAGAGCAUCAAGAGAGAGAGCCAGAUGAGACUGAAGAAGCAAGGAAAUAAAAGGAGGGCACAGAAGCAGUGGUAUAUUUACUUAAUAACUGACUGUGGCCUACAGAGACCUAACCUAAUUUCUUGCAGAUGAUGAAUGAAGGGUGCCUGUUGAUAUGAAAUAGAAAAUCAUUAUCUCUUCUUAAAAAAGUGCGUGUAUAUAUUGUAUUUCUUUGGUUUUAAAUGCAAAGUUUGUUUGGUUUUUUAAUAAGAUCUGGUUUUAAAUCCUUUUAAUUUUUAUGAAAAGUUGUGGGAUUAUUUUUAUUAUUUUUAUUGUCUUGUAUGAAGUAAUAAAGUAUUCAUUUCAAAAGCUUGUAGGAGGAAACGC